GGAAGUGGACAAUCAUGGCGUUCUAUCCGUUCUUCACCGGGUUGUUCUUCCUAGUUCCUGCUCACUCGUUUGUGAAUCUAGCCAAUAACAAGCAGUUCCCAAGAGCAACAGUUUCUACACAUCAAGAUUUUGAAACUUCACGUAUACGACAAGUAAUUGAUAAUGAUGAGAAUACCUGUACACAAUUAAGCGAUGACGAGAAAUGGUUGAAAAUCUGGCUUGGUAACGACGCCAAUGUUGGAACAAUAACUGUUAAAUCUAACACACCUGUCUCAUGGAAAACUGCGAUCACAAUAAAAGCAUACAAUGAUCCAACGUCAGAUGUAGACAGAAUACAACAGGAUGGGAAGCUGUUUUAUCCAAUGAAAGAUUCCUCUCUAUUGACGUCAUGGAAUCUAAAUAUAACUGUCAACGAUACAUAUAGAGGAUUCUUCAUAUACAACCAGUCAACAAACGGAAACCUUGCAGGACUAGAGCUUUGUGAGGUUAACAUUUUAGGGUGCUUAGUAGACGGAUAUGGCAAUUGCAGUACUAAAUGUCCAUCGAAAUGCAAGGAUAAGCACUGUGAUGCAUUUGACGGUAAAUGCAUACAUGGAUGUCAAAAGAAUAUGCAAGUUCCGGACUGUAGCGAAUGUCAAGAUGGCUAUUAUGGAAUGAACUGUGAAAACGUCUGCGGAAACUGUAUGAAAGACAGUCCAUGUGAUAAAACAAAUGGGAUAUGCACAACUGGCUGUGAAGGAUUUUGGACAGGCGUAAUGUGUAAAGAAUGUAGACCUAAUUAUUACUUGUUCAACGAUACCUGUCAGAGAUGUGGACAUUGUAGUGGAAAUAAAACAUGCAACAAUAGAACAGGGGUGUGUGUCAAUGGAUGUGAGGAGAACUGGACGACAAAUAAAUGUGAUGUUUGUGCUGACGGUAAGUACGGACAGUGGUGUAAUGAAACAUGUGGACACUGCCUCAAUGGGACUUGUAAUAAAAAGAACGGAACUUGUGAGAAGGGAUGUCUUCCGCAAUGGCAAGCAUCACUAUGUAAAGAGUGCCAAGAUCAUUACUAUGGAGAGAAUUGUACAAUGUCAUGUGGUAACUGCGUUGAUAACAAACCCUGUGACAAAGCUAGCGGAGAGUGUCCACAGGGAUGUACCGGACACUGGGAUCCUCCCCAUUGUACGGACUGUAAAAACAAUUACUUUGAUCAGAACUGCACUUCUGCAUGCGGGCAUUGUAAACCAGGUAUGCAGUGUAAUAAAACAACUGGUGUCUGUCCAGACGGAUGUCAGUACAACUGGAAUGGGACCAGAUGCAACGUGUGUGCUGAUGGAUUCUACAACCGUGACUGUUCAGCAGAAUGUGGGACUUGCAAAGAUGAGGCACCAUGUGACCAUAUGACAGGAAAUUGUACUGGUGGAUGUGAGGGAACAGGACAGCCACCUCUAUGUAAAGCAAUUGGCUGCUGAAACAUACGUAACUGAGAAUUUAAAGGCACUUUGUCAGUGCCGACCAUGCUUUAGUGUCCAAAUGUACCAAGGACACAUCGCUUAUCAACGGUAAGAUGAAAAAGAUGAAGAUAAUGAAUGGUUAUAUUGCAGGGUAAUUUUGCUGUACAACAAGUUCUGUGAUUGGGAAUUGAAAUGGUUUUGUUUUAGAUAAGCGAUUACAAACGCAUUCAUUUUUCAAUCAAAUAAUAUUGAUGACCAACAUCUGCUUUGCAUUUUAGAUAACAUAACCAAUAAAGCUCCAAAGUGAC
This is a messenger RNA of Ostrea edulis (European flat oyster), 1744 nucleotides long. Its product is annotated as multiple epidermal growth factor-like domains protein 10. The coding region runs from base 15 to 1454 and encodes 479 amino acids. The transcript has 11 exons. The record is from RefSeq and is a predicted model, not a curated record. Gene Ontology annotation, molecular function: scavenger receptor activity. NCBI's taxonomy places the organism in Eukaryota, Metazoa, Mollusca, Bivalvia, Ostreida, Ostreidae.